UUGGAGCAACAUGGAGGGGAAGGAACGAUGAGGAGGAACAUUUUGCCUUUGGGCGGGUCUCCAGGAAACCUCCCUGGCUAUUGCUGCUCUCUCACCUCCAUUCCACAAAUCCUCGGGGAUUUUAAGUGGCUGGCUGGCUGGCUUGCAGUUCCCAAAAUGGAGUUGGACCUAGAGGUACACCCCCUAUGCCGGGACAGUCUUUCAGAUCAGCUUCUAGAGUUUUCUAGAAAAGAAGCACGUUCUGUACCAAAAGGGAAAGAACCUUGGAAUUCAGAACAGCAGGCUCCAGGGAGCAAAUCUCCCCAGGCAGAAGAUCACAGGGAAGAGGCAGCAGUAGCACAGCCUGAAGUUCACAGGAAAGAGGCAGCAGUAGCCCAGCCUGAAGAAGUUCACAGGAAAGAGGCAGCAGUAGCCCAGCCUGAAGAAGUUCACAGGAGAGAGGCAGCAGUAGCCCAGCCUGAAGAAGUUCACAGGAAAGAGGCAGCAGUAGCCCAGCCAGAAGAUCACAGGAAAGAGGCAGAAGUAGCUCAGCCAGAAGAAGUUCACAAGAAAGAGGCAACAGUAGCCCAGCCAGAAGAAGGUCACAGGAAAGAGGCAGAAGUAGCCCAGCCAGAAGAAGAUCACAGUAAAGAGGCAGUAAUAGAAGAAAACAAGGAUCAAGACCCAAAAGGGAUAGAGGACUUGCAGUUAGAGAGGCAGGGGAUUUCCCAUAUGGGAGAACCAAUUGGUCCCUCCUCAGAGGCAGACAGCCAGCCUCCAGUCUCCGUUGAGCCUGAACCGGCUAGGUCUGCCCUGCUGCCUUCCCCUCCUGCCCAAGGUGAAGAAGCCACGGCCCAGGGCCCAGAAGCGACACAAGAUCCGCCCUCUCCCACCCCGGGCCCUGAGGAUGUGUUGCCGAAUUCAGAUUCCAAAGAGGAGAUCGAGAGGAAGAAAUAUGUACUAAUGGAAGGUAACAUAGCCGAGGGGCGGAUUUGGGAGGAGGAGAAGGAGAAGAAAAAGAAGAAGAAAACGGAAGAGAAACCUGUUUCCAAGUUGAGGUCCCGGUCUUGUUCCAGCAAGCCUCGGACUUUGAAGAAAAAAGCUUUCCCUAGAACUAGUAGAAGUCAAGUUCUAUCGAACCUCUACUUAACCCUCUACAACGAAGUGCAGAAUGAAAAGGAGAUGGGCUCGGCAAACUUGGAAGGAAUACAGAAAGCCUCCAAAAUCUUCAGGGCCUUCCAGAAUGGAAAAAUGAAUGUGAAUGAAUUGACAGAGAUGCUGUGCAUUAUGGGAAUCUCUUUAAAUGAGGCAGACAUGACUCAGGCCCUGGAGUCUGUCGUCAUUUGUGAAAACGGCUUGUUGGAAUUUUCAAAUUUCCUGGAGGUUUUGAAUAAUGAUCCCAAGUUCUUGCAAGACCAAGCAUUCCGGGAUGUCUUCCACACCUUCCAGAAGAUAAAAGGGGGUCGGAUCAAAGCUGCCAGCCUCCCACCGGUCCUGACUACCCUGGGAAUCUUUGAAGGCUUUGAAAAGUACCGGGAGGCUCUGAGUCGGGUGCCUAUGGCUGACGAUGGAACACUGGAUGUGGCAGAUUUUAUGCUGUCCGUGAGAGGUCCACUCUACCCGAAUGAGGGUCUUGCAGAACUGCGACCCCACGGCAACACCGAGAAGCUUCUCUGCAAUGAGACCAAGGGAGUCAUCAAGACAGCCAAGAAGGGCCAGCGAGAGGGCCGGGGAUCCCAAUCCUUGCAGAAGAUGAGCAGCUUGUCCUCCAAGCAGGCCGAUGCCCCCGGCUUCUGGCAACAUGGCAAGAAGAGCUACCCUCUCUCCAGGGAAGCUUCUGGCCUGGAGAGCAGGAGGGUGAGUGUGAGGUGUAGCACCACCCUGAAGAAACACACGGACAGAAAGGACAGCAGUGACUUGGAAUCCUGCCGCCCAAGCCGCAGGAGCAUUUCAAGCAACAAGAAACAUCUGGAUGAAGUUGACAUCUGUGACCUGGAGUCUUGGCAGCAGAGCCUGAGAACCGAUUUAAGCCUCAGGAGUGACCAGUUUACAGCUGAUACCAGGGAUCAGGAGUCUCAUCGGCAAAGCAUCCCGGUUCCCGAGAACAACAAGGAUUUUCCGGUCAAAUCAAAUCUUUACUGGCUUGAAGCCUUGAAAGAUUACCUGGGCAUUAUCAGCACAAACAAAGAGAACUUCGUCAGUGUCCACCAACUCCAGUCCACCCUAGCUGUGCUGGGCAUUGAUAUAACUGAGGAAGAGCUCCAGGAGGCGCUGAAGAGGACUACCCGAGAUGGACAUAACAUGGUGAAUUUUAUUGACUUUAUAAUCGCCCUGGCCAAUAUCAGGCGCCUUGCUCAAUUUUCAGUGGUGAAAGACACCAUCAGCGCUCUUGAUAAGAUUGAAGGUGAAGACGUUGCUGUUGGGAACCUGUUGGUUUGCCUGAAGAACCUGGGACUCUAUCUGUCCCCGACAGAGUUUGAGGAAACCCUGAAGAUGGUUUCUGUGGAUGAAAAUGGAAAAGUGAAUUUUAAGAAAUUUAUUGAGAUUCUGAUGAAGAACUCCCAGCGCUUCUCUGAGAUGUUAGCGAUCCCGGGCAUCGUUAAAAACAUCAGUAGCAUGAGAGAGGACAAGAUAGAUGCCCAGGACCUGUGGAACAUCCUCAUCAAAUUCAAUAGCAACUUGAAUGAAGAGGACUUCCAAGCAACCCUGAUAGUUGACGGAGAUGGAAAGGUGGAUUUUGAAGAAUUCCUGGCCAACAUGGAACAGUUGUCUAAGUUACAAGAACCCAGUGUCCAGGGCAUCCUCAUGGCCCUUGGUCUCAUCAAAGAGGACAUGGUGAGCCUCCAGGAUGUGGACUUCUGCCUGCGCUGCUUUGGGCUCCAUUUAACCCAACCCAAACUAGAGGAGCUGCUUCAUUCCCUUUGCAUAUUGGAAAACCGCACAGUGAAUAUCAAAGAACUUUUGGCUAAGUUAAGAGGCACCAGGGAUUUCUCCAAUUUCACUGCAUUGUGUGAGAUUCCCAACACAGCCGGAAGUGUCCCGGAAAGCCUGACUGAGACCAGGGAAAGUGAAUCUUCUGGUCCUUUUGAUGCAUUGCAGGAGGGUGUCAAAAUCAUCAAACGUGUCAAAGACGGAAAGAUUAACAUUGAAGACUUGAAGGUGGCCUUGACCAAAAUGAACAUCAAUUUAACCAAAGAGGAGUUUGAAGAAGCUCUUGUGUCCUGUGCGCUGGACGACAAUGGGAAUGUAGAUUGGAAAGAUUUCACCCAGAAAGUGACCAGCCUCAAACGAUUCUCACAAUCUGUAGCUCUGCAGCUGGCCUUCACCGGUCUUGGCCACCUGCAGCAUGGCCACAUAGACAUUGCUCAGCUGAAGGCUUCCCUCUUGGGCCUGGGUCUCCAUGAAGCCACUGCAAGCCUGAGGGAGCUCCUGCAGGAUGCCAUGGUCGACGAAGAUGAUGGGAAGCUGGAUUUGCUGCAGUUCAUGACUGUCUUAUCCAAAGUCUCGGUGAUUCCUGAAGCUACUGAGAUGAGGGCUGUCAGUAGCACUUUCACCAUUGCCUCUGGUGAUCAAAAUCUUGUCGUCGAUGAGUUAGAAGAAGCUCUAGGAACCUUGGGGAUCCAUUUAACUAAUGAAGAAGUGAAGGAGAUGGUGAACACAGCUCCUGUUAAUGAAGAUGGAACAUUGAAUUUUAAAGGAUUUGUCAAGCAUUUGUCCAACACCCAGAAAUUUCGUGACUGUCAACAAAUACAGAAUGCCUGGACCAUUAUCAACAAAGUCAGAGAUGGCAAAGUCAAGACCGAGGAGCUGCCACCCGUCCUGUUGAGCAUGGGGAUCCAGUUGAAUGAUGAAGAACUCAAAGACUGCCUGACGUCAGUGACUGCAGGUGGAGGCACAAAGGUGGAGUUAAGAGAUGUAGUGGAUAUUUUGACUGGGCCUGACACCCCGCUGGCUUCUAAAUUCCUGGAUUUGCAGGAAGCCGCUCUAGCUGUCAACAAGAUCAGAGAAGACAAGAUGCCUGUUAGUGCUGUGAAAGCCAACUUAGACAGUCUGGAGGUUUCCCUCCCUGACAAAACCAUCCAGGAGGCUCUCAGGACCGCAAAUGUUUAUGAAAAUGGGGACGUGAGUUUCCAGGAAUUUUUGGAGGGUUUGAGCUGCAGCCAUCCAAUCACUGAACUCGAAGUAUUACAGAAUUCUCUAGAUUCGAUCAGCCUGAUCAAAGAUGUCAAGAUUCCUGUGGCUGAGUUGGAAGCCUCUGUAGAGAAUCUAAAGCUCUCUUUGAAGAAUGAAGACCUCCGAGAGGCAAGCAAAAUGGUUGCUGUUGAUGAGGAAGGACAUGUCUAUUUAAAGGAAGUUUUUCUGGCUUUGAACAGCAUCCAGAGGCUUUCAGACCCUGGAGUGCUGCUUGAAGCCAUCAAAGCCUAUAACAAAAUUCCAGGGGCCCAGCUUAAUGUCGACGAGCUAAAAUCGGUUCUGGAGUGCCUGGGGGUUUGUUUAAAGGAGGAGGAUUUCCUGGAGGCCCUGAGGAUGGUUCCUGAUGAUAAAGCUGGGAAGUACAAUUUGAAAGAAUUUAUGUCAGCGUUGUUGAACACUAAAAUAUUUGAAAAUUGUUCAGGUCUGGAAGAUGCCUUGUACACCUUCGCCUAUCAGAAAACUGACUCCUCCAGCAAGGAGAGCACAAAAUGCAUAUCGCCCUUGGAAACCCAGUUAAUCAAAGCCAAGGAUUCAGAGGUCCUAGUGAAUGUACCUCUGGAAGGAGGUGAGGUCGACGUGGGUCACCUGGACACUACUCUGGAUGGAACAGGAAUCCUGCAAUCCAUAGAGGAGGAGCUUAAAGUGGUGCCAAAGCAGGUUUCAGAAAAUGAAGAUGAAAAGUUGAGUGAAAAGGAAUCCAUGGAGUGCGAGAUUGGUGGGAGAGGGGCUUCCCCAGCUGAGAGGGAGGAGAUGGAAGAGCUGAAAACACUGAUGCGUACUGGGGGAGAGAUGGGCAAAGAAUCUGUUCCUGGAGGAGAUGAAAAGUCGAGUUAUAAAGAAUUCUUGGAGAGCAAGUUCAGUAAGAAAUCUGUGAUCAUAACUGACAGAGUGGAGGUGAUAGAGCCGAAAGCAACGAUUGAUUCUUUGGAAGAUAUCGGCAGGGAAUUGAUUUCUGGAGAAAUUGAACCAAUGAGUGAAGAGGAAUUCAUGGAGAGUGAGGUCUGUGAAAGAAAGGUGUCCCCAACCGAGAAAAUUGAACCAAUGAGUGAAGAGGAAUUCAUGGAGAGUGAGGUCUGUGAAAGAAAGAUGUCCCCAACUGAGAAAGAUGAAAAACAGAGUGAAAACGAAUCCAUGGAGGGUGAGAACAGUGAAAAAAUGGGAUCCCCAGCUGAGAGUGAUAAGGUUGACAUUCUCCACCUGGGCACCGCUCUGAGCAACGUGGGGAUGACAUUCACAGACCAGGAGCUCCAGGAGGUGGUGACACAUCUUCUACCCGAUGCGGAGGGGAUGGUGAGCCUGAAUGAGGCGAUAAAUGUUUUGAAACAUAUCCAUAAGAUGUCUACAUCUACAAGACACGGGUCAGUGGAUCUAAAGAAACUGACAGGCGCAGUGAGAGCUCUCCGCAAGAAGUCUGUCGCUGAAGGUGAGAUGGGUGAGGUGAAGGACCUGAACACCGUCCUGGGCAAUUUACAUAUCGUGCUAACUAAUAAGACCGUCCAGAGGGAGCAGCUGAGCACCCCGGCUGAUGAUCAAGAGCUGGAGGACACGGACCAAGGGGUAGAGUUUGCGAAAGAUGAACAAGAGAUGUCUGAUACUGAAGAAAAAGAACAUAAAAUGGAGCAGCUGAAAGCCAUUUUCAGAGACACGGGCCUCUAUUUACCCCCAGAAGCUUUUCAGGAGGCCUCUGAAAUAGCCAAAUAUGAUGAAAAUGGAAAUCUGAAUUUCAUAGAUUUAAUAUGUAAACUCAUCAAGUCUCAGGCAGUCACCGUUGAAGGCAAAAUGGUAAAGCAGCAAAAUCUGUCAAGCAUUCUGAAAAACAUAGGGGUGAAUCUGUCCAGCGAGCAGUUAGAGGAAGUGCUGCAACAUGCCCCAGUGGACGAAUUCGGUGAGGUGAAUAUAAGGAAAUUUAUGGAUAUCUUGUAUUCCAUUUCUGAACCUCAAAGCAGCCAAUCUGGGGAAACACUAGUCUCAAAUGACUGGCUUUACAAACCUGUGGCCAAGCCUAAGCUACCACCCCUAGUCAAACUCCCAUCAAUUUGCAGAAUAAGGGGCUAUGAAUUCACUCGUGUUCUUCAGGGCAAGUCCAGAUGCAAAGGAAUGAAGACCUUGACCAGGUCGCAACUUGAAGCCUUCCAGAAUGCCUACGACUUCUUUGACAAGGACUCCGAGGGCACUAUCGGCGUCCAGGGGCUGGAGACUUCUGUGAAGAGGUUGGGAAUCUCUCUGACCAAUCAAGAAGUUACUGAUGAACUGAAAUGUGCCGAUGUCGACCGAGAUGGGAAGGUGAACUUUUCGGAUUUUUUGACCGUCUUAACGGAUAAGAAGCGCUUCAUCCAAGCUAUAGCCCCAGAUAAGGACAACAGCCCUGGCACCAGUUACAUCAACCGUACAGGGAUCCUGCUGUUUGAAGUCUUGUCAAAGCUGGUGGAGUUGUCAGCCCUGCCCAGAAAGUCGCUGGUAGAAAUUGUUUGUUACUACCGGGACAAGUACCGGCGGGUCACAAGCAAGUUGGCAGAGAAAAGUGGCCAAGGCCAUCUGAGAAAGAAGAAGACAAGCAAGGCCCCCAAGCCUCCCAGGGAGGGGCCCCAGAGGUGCCAUCACUCUACCUACUUCAGUAUGUCCCGCAUUACAAGAAUGACAUCCCAGGAGCUGUCCAAGUUCCUGGACAACCUCAAGAACCAAAGCCUCCCUUCGAAAAGUCCAUAUGCUAAAAUACCCAUCUUCCCUCUAACUCCCAACAACGAUAAAAUGAUUCCGGGAAAGCCAAUCAAAGACCUGCGCAAGUUGGAACUGCAGAGGAAGAAGGAACCUCUGACAUGCUUUGAGGACUAUUUUUUCCGCAAAAGAAACUGGAUGGCAAAGCUCUCAGCUUUAAAACGAAGUGAAUCUUCCUCAGCUGAUAACCAUCCAGAGAUGGGGAGGAAAAUUCGGCGCUUGAUGAUAGAAAAUUCAGAUAUGGCCAGAGAACAGAUGAAGAAAGCCCAAGAAAUAUUCCAUAUGGGAGUAGCCUUCGAACAUCGGAAAGAAAUGCUGAAACUCUGGCACCAACUGCACGGGGACCAGAUUGGGCUGGAAACAGGGAACGAGGCCUUCUACCACACCUUCUCCAAGUACACCUGGUCUUGGAACAUCUCCCAGGAGCUCCUCUCCUACAAGGAUUUAAAGCUGUUCGAUGCCCAGAUGAAAGAGUUUCCCUCUUCUACCCUUCUGUCCUUGGCCAACACUGUGGAGCACGAGAUGGGCAGAGGGUCAGGAGUAAAAUCAAAAGGGACUGUGAGACCAAAGAGCAGAGAUGCCAAAGAUGCUACACGUUCUUAAUGGCAUUGUUGACUACUUUGGGGCCAGGAGGGUGUUUAAAACUGUGGUUCCUUGCUUUGGGUAUAAUCCAUUAGGGGCUGGAAUACGUGCCACUUCCUUGGGGGUACUGUCCAUUAAAAA
This is a messenger RNA of Tachyglossus aculeatus (Australian echidna), 7611 nucleotides long. RefSeq names its product EF-hand calcium binding domain 3 (gene EFCAB3). NCBI's taxonomy places the organism in Eukaryota, Metazoa, Chordata, Mammalia, Monotremata, Tachyglossidae. Gene Ontology annotation, molecular function: calcium ion binding. The transcript has 62 exons. The record is from RefSeq and is a predicted model, not a curated record. Bases 28 to 7491 code for a protein of 2487 amino acids.